Messenger RNA from Haliaeetus leucocephalus (bald eagle), 1526 nucleotides. RefSeq names its product nitric oxide synthase 1 (neuronal) adaptor protein (gene NOS1AP). Bases 21 to 1526 code for a protein of 501 amino acids. Gene Ontology annotation, molecular function: nitric-oxide synthase binding. The record is from RefSeq and is a predicted model, not a curated record. The transcript is spliced from 11 exons. Lineage: Eukaryota; Metazoa; Chordata; Aves; Accipitriformes; Accipitridae.
CCGGCCACCGCGGGGCCGCCAUGCCCGCCAAGUCCAAGUAUAACCUGGUGGACGACCGGCACGACCUCCGCAUCCCCCUGCACAACGAGGACGCCUUCCAGCACGGCAUCUGUUUCGAGGCCAAGUACAUCGGGAGCCUGGAUGUGCCACGGCCAAACAGCCGGGUGGAGAUCGUGACGGCCAUGCGGCGGAUCAGGUAUGAGUUUAAAGCCAAGAAUAUCAAGAAGAAGAAAGUGAGUCUCAUCGUGUCAGUGGAUGGCGUGAAGGUCAUUCUGAAGAAGAAGAAGAAGCUUCUUUCGUUGCAGAAAAAAGAAUGGGCCUGGGAUGAGAACAAAAUGCUCGUCAUGCACGAUCCCAUCUACAGGAUAUUCUAUGUGUCUCAUGACUCCCAGGACCUCAAGAUAUUCAGCUACAUUGCCAGGGAUGGGUCUAGCAAUGUCUUCAGGUGCAAUGUCUUCAAAUCCAAGAAGAAGAGCCAAGCCAUGCGCAUCGUCCGGACGGUGGGGCAGGCAUUUGAGGUCUGCCACAAGCUGAGCCUCCAGCACACCCAGCAAAACGCGGACGGGCAGGAGGACGGAGACAGUGAGAGGAACGGGGACGACCUGGAUGUCCCAGCCUGCCGCCUCACCGGCGCGGAGAGGGCGGCCGCCUCGGCGGAGGAGACGGACAUCGAUGCCGUGGAGCUGCCGCUGCCUGGCGCUGACAUCCUCGACUUCAGCCGCGGCGUGACCGACCUCGACGCCGUGGGCAAGGAGGCGAGCGCCUACGCCGAUGCCAAGGUGCGUGGUUUUCAGCACCCCCAGCAAAAUAUCCUGACAGCGUCACCCAAGAUGCUGCUGCCCUCGUCUGCCCAGCUGCCUGACCUGGGAACACCCCUCUCUGCCCACCACCAAAUGCAGCUUCUCCAGCAGCUCCUGCAGCAGCAGCAGCAGCAGACACAAGUGGCCGUGGCACAGGUCCACUUGCUGAAGGACCAGCUGGCCGCGGAGGCGGCGGCACGGCUGGAGGCCCAGGCUCGCGUGCACCAGCUCCUGCUCCAGAACAAGGACUUGCUGCAGCACAUCUCGCUCCUGGUCAAGCAGGUGCAGGAGCUGGAGCUGAAGCUGGCAGGGAACACCACCACAGGCUCCCAGGACAGUCUGCUGGAGAUCACCUUCCGCUCCAACGUCCUCCCCGUCCUCUGCGACCCAACCACCCCGCAGCCCGAGGACACCCACCCGCCGCCGCUGGGCCCCGGCUCGGGCUUCCCCAGCUCCAUGGGCAGCCCCAUAGGUAGGAACGACUGUCUGGUGAAGCUGGAGUGCUACCGCUUUCGGCCGGGCUCAGGGCCACCCGCUCCGGAGCCAGCGCUGGGCAGCCUGGAGCUCAUCAAGUUCCGCGAGUCGGGCAUUGCCUCCGAGUACGAGUCCAACACGGACGAGAGCGAGGAGCGCGACUCCUGGUCCCAGGAGGAACCGCCGCGCCUGCUCCACGUCCAGCCCAGGCAGGACCUGGGCGACAGCCUGGAGGACGAAAUUGCGGUGUAG